AUGAGUAUCACAACCAAACGUAGCGAACAGCCCAACAAUAAUACGCCAUUUGGUCGAAUGAAAAGCAACAGCCUUGUUAUCAGGAGUUCGCCUUCAAUAAAUGAGAUGCCAGAGCGUAAUAUGAGCAGACUACAACCACUGGAGAUGCCAAAGAAAUUUAAGGAUUGCCUCAUUAAGAAUUACCGAGACAUUCUUCUGGAACAACGGCCAGAUGCGUUUCACAAGGCCAUGUUGCAGUGCAUCCGGUCGAGCCCAAAAAUAAAUGAGAUUAUCGCCUGUCAGAAGUAUUGCUAUCGCGAUCUGACCAAAUGGCCGAAGCUGAAUCAAAUUUGCCAAGCACAGCAAAACUUCUAUACGCGACAAAUCGAAGAUUUCCGAUUGGAUGGUAUGACCGUUGCCGAGGAAGCGUUUCGACUUGGAAGUGUUCACUAUGCCUACGCAAAAUAUGGACUCAAGCCACAUUUCCUCGAUCUCUUCGUACUGCACUUUGAAACGGUUCUUCAACGCCUGAAGUUUCCCAGUGACGAAGAAAAGCACACGUUCAUUACGGCGUUUCGACAAUUGAAUAUGUUCAUUACGUCGACGAUGAACCUCGCCUAUUCCCUUUGCCAGCAACAGUCCUUCCAAUCCAGAUAA
Messenger RNA from Cooperia oncophora, 636 nucleotides. The record is from the annotation of a GenBank genome assembly. Lineage: Eukaryota; Metazoa; Nematoda; Chromadorea; Rhabditida; Trichostrongylidae.